AUGCAGGACCCUCAACACCACGGGCGAAGAACCCGGUCUUCAAAUGGAAAUCCCGAUCCACCAGCAUGUCCCGAUCCAGCAACCCCAACGGGUCUUCAGCCAUCAAAUUCCUCGACAGCGAAGCCGAAGGAGUCUGUCGCGACAGGUUUUGUGGAUAUCUACGAAUCGUUGACCCCACGACAAGUUGGCGUCAUCAGUCCCAAUUGGAUCCGCAAUCGGAACGGGGUUGAUGAUUGGAACUGGGAGAGCGUUGACAAUGAGCGGCGUAAGUCAUCAUCCCCGGAGCUGGAUCCCUAUAUUGACGCACCACAGCCCGCUGCCCUAAUGAUCUCGUAUACAGUUGUUGGAUUUGCGGUCUAUUUGGUACUGUCUGCGCUGGGAGAGGUUGCCGCUUGGCUGCCGAGGCCGUACACAGUGGCAGACCAGGCCGUGCGGUUUUGUGACCCUGCCUUGGGCUUCAGCCUUGGUUGGAUAUAUUGGUUAAAGUAUGCUAUUGUGACACCAAAUCAAUUGACAGCGGCCGCCUUGGUCAUCUCAUAUUGGUUGGACGCAGAGCGAGUCAAUCCCGGCGUUUGGAUUACGAUCUUUCUUUUGGUGAUCACUACUCUCAACUACAUUCACCACAGAAUCCCCAGUCAGGUUGAAUACUUUGUGUCGUCCUUCAAGCUUCUCAUUAUGAGCGCUCUCAUGAUACUGUCUUUGGUUCUUGCGUUGGGAGGGGGACCAGACCGGGAGGUUCGCGGAUUCCGAUAUUGGAAGCGCCCUGGGGCGUUUGUUCAUCGCCGAAGCAAUCGAAUGAUUGAAAAACUGUUUUAUACCUGCGGUACCAUGUCCUCGGCCACUUUUGCGUACAUUGGCAGUGAACGAUCGGGCAUUGUUGCUCGGUGUCCGACGGUACAAAAGGCGAUAUCAAGGGCAAUCAAGCACACCUUCUACCGGAUCCUGGUCUUCCACUUACUAGGCGUCACUCUUCUCGGUAUGCUUGUCCCUCAUGAUUCGAUAUCAUUGGCCUUCUACAAAAAUGCGGCGAGGAACGCCGCUGCCUCGCCAUUUGUCGUUGCAGUGUAUUUGGCUGGCAUCGCUGUCGUGCCCGAUUUGUUAAAUGGAUGUAUACUGCUGUUUAUUCUUUCCAUUGCGAACUAUGACCUGUACUUAGCAACAAAGGCCCUCUCAGACCUCUCUAUCAAGCGCCGGGCACCCAUUUUCUUGUCCCGUAUCAACCGCAGGGGCGUCCCGUUCUACGCCUUGGGCAUCUCUUCAUCCCUGGCAACCUUGGCUUACCUAAAUGUCUCGCACGACUCAACCAUGAUAUUCGGCUACUUUGUCGACAUGGUCACCAUGUUGGGUCUCUUGACCUGGAUUUCCAUCCUUAUCACCCAUGUAUCCUUUGUACGGGCCCGCAGAGCCCAGGGAAUCCCUGAUGAUGCCCUCAUUUUCAAGGCUCGAUUUGGCCUUCCAGGCACUUGGCUGGCGCUGACACUCUGCCUCUUCAUUUCUACGACUAUGAUCUUCAAUGCCUUCUCCUUCGACACUGGCAAACAGCGAUUUGAUUACAAGUCCUUUGUGGCUUCGUAUAUCGGCGUUCCCAUUUACUUGGUCUUGUACGUCGGUUACAAAGUUGCGCUCAAGAGUAAGCAUGUGGAUCCAAAGAAAGCAGAUCUUUUGACGGACAGGCCGGACCAUCGACGGGCAGUUGUGGAAUUGGAGGAGAUUCUCCAGGAAUAG
Penicillium macrosclerotiorum is the source of this 1725-nucleotide messenger RNA. RefSeq names its product putative amino acid permease. Gene Ontology annotation, biological process: amino acid transmembrane transport. NCBI's taxonomy places the organism in Eukaryota, Fungi, Ascomycota, Eurotiomycetes, Eurotiales, Aspergillaceae. Gene Ontology annotation, cellular component: membrane. The transcript has 4 exons. The coding region runs from base 1 to 1725 and encodes 574 amino acids. Gene Ontology annotation, molecular function: amino acid transmembrane transporter activity. The record is from RefSeq and is a predicted model, not a curated record.